This is a messenger RNA of Linum tenue, 1014 nucleotides long. Lineage: Eukaryota; Viridiplantae; Streptophyta; Magnoliopsida; Malpighiales; Linaceae. The record is from the annotation of a GenBank genome assembly.
ACUCCCUCGAUUUGACGGUCGGAGAAAGAUGAGCGGCACCAACUUUGUUUCUUCCAUGAUUAAAAGGCUGGAAGGAAAAGUAGCGGUGAUCACCGGCGGAGCCAGCGGAAUAGGCGAGGCCACGGCCAAGCUCUUCGUCCAACACGGCGCCAAAGUCGUCAUCGCCGAUGUCCAGGACCAAUUGGGCCAAUCCUUGGCCCGAAACUUGGGCCCACCGGACACCGUCUCCUACAUCCGAUGCGACGUCACCAGCCCUCCCGAUGUCAGAGCCGCGGUGGACGCCGCCGUGUCCAGGUACGGCCAGCUGGACAUCAUGCACAACAACGCCGGCGUCGCCGGUUCCCCGGACCAUCGGAUUGUCGACUGCGACGAUGACAACUUCCGGCGGGUCAUGGACGUCAAUCUGUUCGGGCCAUAUCUCGGGGCCAAGCACGCCGCCAGGGUGAUGGUACCAGCGGGGAGAGGCGGAUGCAUCCUGUUCACGGCGAGCAGCGCCGCCGUGACGAGCGGGAACAUUUCGUACCCUUACAAGGCGUCGAAGAACGCGGUGGUGGGUCUGGCGAACAACCUGUGCGCCGAGCUGGGUCAACACGGGAUCCGGGUCAACACCAUCUCGCCUUUCACGGUGGCGACUCCGCUGCUGAGGAGUGCGCUGGGCGGGCUGGGGGAGGAGGAAGCGGAGCAGUUUGUAGCGGCGGUGGCGCCGCCGAACUUGAAAAGGAUGGUGCUGAGGGCGGAGGAUGUCGCAAAGGCGGCGCUGUAUCUGGCGAGCGAUGAUGCCAAGUACGUGAGUGGGUUGAAUUUGGUGUUGGACGGCGGCCAUAAUCACAACCAUCCGAUCUUUGGUGCUUCCGCCUUCACUUAAUUAGCCGGUGAUGAUGAAAUUGAUGAGUGAUUUAGCGGUUGAUAUAUAAAUAAGGAAAUAAUAUAUGUGGACAAACUCGCUUGUCUAAAUUGAACACUCUAUAUCUGUUUAUUUAUUGGACUUGGGAAUGGAUCAGGUCAGUAAUUUUA